CGCGCAUCAAUGAUCAAUGACGAAACAAUAAAUUUUAUGCCUUUGCUCUAAUAUAUCAACAUGAUACAAAAAAAAUAUGGAACUAAUUGCUUUAGUUCCCUUUGCUAUCGUAUAUAUUUUUUUAAGUUUUUAAAUUACGUACUCGAUUUCGGGGUACGCUCUUUGGCCGAAGAGUUUUUUUUUUACUGCCCUUGUAGACUGACGAGAGUAGCAGAGAGAUGUGUGUGGUUUUCCGUCUAUAUAAUGUUUUUUUAUUAUUUCUCCACUCGUUAAGGGUCGUCGGGUUAAGGUUAGGAAUGCUUUUUUUUUUGCUCAGACACCCUGGAUCUAAAACGAUAUUGCCAUGUUUUUUUUUUUGUGGCUUUUGAUUUUUCACCCACGACAUAUAAUUAUCGUGUCGGUGAGUGUAAAAAAAACCUCAGCCUGUAACUUAUUAAAAAUGGAAAUGACUUUUGAAAAAUUGAAAAUAAUUAUUUUAGUUUUCUAUUUUCUCCUUCCUUCUUCAAAUAGGUUGAGGCCUUUCUACCUAGCUGUGGUAAUUGCCUUUUUAGUCGCCACACGUGUCACAUGUGCACAAUAAAUGAAGCAUUGAACAUAAUAAUGGUGGUUUUCCAAUUACAGAGCAUAAUGCGACUCAGUGACGCACAAUGCCGAAUUAUGCCGAAGCUUUAAUUGGAACGUGAAUUAGUUUUCAAAUGCACCAGCAGAGUGCGCUAAGUUAGCACAGUUUUAAUUAACAUUGAUUAUUUCUAAGAAACUACGACGAAACGAAAGCCUUACAAUUUUUUUCAACAUUAAAUAAUAUUACUAACGAUAAUAUAAACAAAAUUUCGAUCAAUGCCAAAUUGUAAAGAAAAAACACUUGUCAAUUUUCUGUCACUGAGUCGGUAUCGAUUGCGAGUAUCACGCGAGAGCAGUACUUCUGAGAGUGCUCGAUUGUGCGAAGCGUUGCUGCAGUUGGAACAUUCAACGUUGAACAUUAUGCCGCAUAAUGCCCUCUUGUGCUGUAAUUGGAAAACUACCAUUAUCAGAUUUACCUAAUUGUUACCCUUAUCUGAAUGUAUCUUAUCCGACCGGGUGUUCUGUUAUCAAUCGAUAGACAUCGCUGUUGCUAUAACUCAAUCGUGGAACGACACGUAAUAACGGACUGCGUGUUUUUUUUCUUUUCUUUUUUAAUAUCUAAAUCAGUGCUCCAUAGAUUACGAGUAUUAGUUCAAUAAGAGGUGUCUUUGUGUGUAUACAACAACAAAAAAAAAUGGCGGACGAAGUUGAGAAACCGACUGUCUCGCUGAACUUAGGCGGCGCUUUCUCCGAAAAGGUGUCCGAGAUCGUUGAUAAUAUGGACAUAAAGACGGUUUUGAAGAAAAUGAUUGACAUGCCACCCGAGGGACAGGACAAUGGUGAAACGAAGGAGCAAUUGCAGGGGAUCUUAGAGAAAAUCGAAGCAAUGUCCGACGAGGAAAGGGAAGAGUUCAUGGCUAAAAUCAAGCAAGGAUUGAUGCAAAAGCUUAAUUUUAAUCUAGGCCAAAACAUUGAUCUGUCCGGCUUGGAGACGGCCAUCAAGGAAGCUAUCGUACAAAAGCUCUAUAUGGUCGGUGCUAUCGUGGCGUUCAUAGUGUUCUUAUUGCUUGUGUUCUUCGGUUACAAACUGUACAAGUCGAUAAAGGACAAAGAAGUCAAGAGGGAAGAAAAGAAAAAGGCUAAACAAUUAAAAAAGAAAAAGUAGAAUUUUAAUUGACAUUUAAAAAAAAGAUGGUGGUUUUGACAGUAGAUUUAAAGUAUAAUAUGUCACUUUGGACUGAAUUGUCAUUUAAAAAAUAUAUAACCUAAAAUACUACUGAUUUUCACUUUUAUUUUAAAAAAAAUGAGAUUUAAAUCCAAAUAUACGGUUUGAUCCAAUAAAUUUACGUAUUUUCUACCACAUAUUUGUUUAUUACUAGAUUUUUACUUUAACAACUGUCAAAGGUGCCAUUUUUAUUAUUUAUGUAUGUAAGGUUUGGUGGUUUAAGGUUUAAGAAGAAUUAAGUAUUUUUCACUUGAUUUUAGUUCUCAAAAAAAUCUCUUUCAAGAGAACACCAAAAAUAAACUGAUUAGGUAGUAGCACUUAAGUCUAAAUCAAGAUCCCGUAUUUAUAGUUUGGUCAUGAUUAUUUCAAAUGUAUUCAUACUAAAUGAAUUUUAGAAUGAAAUAGGGUGUUUGGUGAAAAAUACUUAAUUCUGUGUUGGUGACUGAUUUGAGAAACUAAUGUGUACAAAAAUAACUUCCUGUUUUUUACUUAGGCACAUUCUCUGAAUCUAAUUUCCAUGCUAUAUGAUAGGAGUGUUGCGGUUUUUAGAUACUUACAUUCCAAAUGUUAUGUUUUUUUUAAAUUUUGUAUUCCUUCUUUAAAUGUAAUAUGUUGUUGAGAAAUAUAAUUUAUUUUUACAUAAUAAA
Messenger RNA from Bombyx mori (domestic silkworm), 2433 nucleotides. RefSeq lists its product as uncharacterized. Lineage: Eukaryota; Metazoa; Arthropoda; Insecta; Lepidoptera; Bombycidae. Bases 1256 to 1726 code for a protein of 156 amino acids. The record is from RefSeq and is a predicted model, not a curated record. The transcript has 3 exons.